Molecule: messenger RNA, 787 nt
Organism: Aquila chrysaetos chrysaetos
Lineage: Eukaryota; Metazoa; Chordata; Aves; Accipitriformes; Accipitridae
Exons: 6
Coding region: 1-615 (204 amino acids)
Source: RefSeq, a predicted model, not a curated record
AUGCCGGGGAUUGCAGAUGGCAUGAGGAGGUGGAUGGAGGAAGAGGAGCUCGCUCCGAUCGACCGCGGUGGGCAGCCGGACGCCGGGCUGGGCGCCCCGGAGCAGCCUCCACCGCUGAUAUCAGGGGCCAAGGUCCAGGCGGGGAGCACACGGCGGCACCGGGACAGCCUGAGCCAGGCGGCCGUGCCCCUACGCAGCACCAUGAGGCUGUGGCUGCUCUGCGGCUUCGCUGCCACCGUGGCCCUUGUGGCCGUGGCCCGAGCCGACCACGGUGACUCGAAGAAGGUCGCACGGGGGAGAGAGGGGAUGAGCAGCGGGGGCCGGCGCCGGCCCCACAGACCCUGCUCGGGGUGCUUCUCCGUCCUGAGCGAGGAGUCGCAGUCAACAUCCUGGCACGCCAGGGAGGAUGAUGAGGUUCAGCCGGGCAGGCGGGGGAGAGCCAGGAGGGAGGACAAGGAACCAGCCCAGCCCAUGAGGCACCCCGGCAGCGUCCUGCUGCCGUGGCAGGAAGCGCUGAGCACCCGGACGGUGUGGCGAGGAGGGGUGCCGGCAGCCGGGCGCAGCCCCACGCCAGGAGAGAGCCGGGGGUCCGGCCACCCCCAGGCUGUGCCGUAGGGCCCACCUGCCCCCUCCCAGCCCUGAGGCAGCCAGGGGGCCUGUGCCCCCCACCCAGGGCACAAGCAAGCCUGUGCCUGUGCAAGCUCAGCCCCCGUGCACCCCCAAACUGCUUCUUGGGGCACCUGCCCCCCCUCUUUGCCAAGCCACCAAAUAAAGCCAGCGAGCCACA